CUAGCUUGAAAAUGUCAGUCAGUCCAUGAGGUGUUUUGCGGUUAGAUCUGAAACCAUCCUCUCAUUUCCAGCCCUUUGAGUGGCAAUAUGAUUUCACACUUUUUUGCAUUAAAUCCUGGUCAAAGACAACACCUGCCUGUUCCUUGGAGGAAGUGAUGCAAGAGAGAGAUUUUAGCUGGCUGUGAAUCUCAAUUAGGACAAGGGGUCACGUUGAGUGUAACAGUACAGUGAAAUCAUAACACUCUGCGAGGGACCACGGUGAACGGUUGGUGGAAGAAAACACAGUCAACAUCUACAAUUACACUAAAAUGCUACUAUGGAGAAAGAAGAAGCUAAAAGCCAAAAGUCACACUCAUCUCACUCAUUAAAGGCACAUUCAUCAAAAUUCUCAGUACAUUCAGGAAAACUAACUGUUCGUUCAGAAGCUGGGGCAUCUGCAAGGUCGUCAGCUUCAAGCCGAGCCAGUAUGGCUGCAGCACUUGCACAAGCAGAAGCUCAAGCUGCCAAAGCCAGACUAGCCUAUGCUGAGAAAGAGCUGAGCAUCAAAGUAGAAAAAGCAUGGUUAGAAGCAACUCUUGAUGUGCUCAACCUCCAGAAGGAAGCGGAUGCUGCCAUGGCCAAAGCCGAGGUGAUGGAAUCAGCUGCAGCUCAAUAUGAGAAAACAGAGAAAAGUAACGAACUGAGUUUCUUGCCCCUACAACCAACUACAGAAGACAAAGUGAGUGAGUACAUAAACAAACACAGUUACAACAAUGAGCCUACACAAAAUAGAGAGACUUACCAGCACAACUGUACAUUUCAAAAACAAUACCAACCAAGUGUUUACACACCUUCCCAUGUUAAACAAGAACGAAAUGACUAUCCAGUCCAGCCACCAGAUGGCGCCAAACGACCUCCACUAAGAGACAUAAUUCAGCAACCGAUGCAGUUUUCAAGCCCAAAUAAUGCCGACAACACAACCAGUGACCUUGCCAGAUUCCUAGCUAAAAGUCAACUAGUAACUGGAGGGCUAACUAAAUUCGAUGACAAGCCAGAUAGUUAUCUCAGCUGGAAAGCCACUUUCCAGAGCACCAUCAGAGAUCUGGGUCUUACAGCUAGCGAAGAACUGAACCUCCUCAUUAAGUGGCUCGGUCCUGAGUCUUCUGAACACGCAAAAAGAAUAAAGGCAGUCAACAUCAAGUUCCCAGAUGCUGGUCUGAACAUGAUCUGGGUGAGACUGGAAGAAUGUUACGGCUUGCCAGAAGCAAUAGAAAACUCCCUGUUCACAAGGUUACAGAACUUUCCAAAGCUUUCAAGCAAAGAACCUCAAAAGCUUCGUGAUCUGUCAGAUCUAUUGUGUGAGCUAGAAGCUGCAAAACUAGAUGGAUAUCUCACAGGUUUGAGUUACCUCGAUACAGCUAGAGGAGUGAGUCCAAUUGUGGAAAAGCUGCCUUUUCACCUUCAAGAGAGAUGGACAAUUGUGGGGUCGAGGUAUAAAGAGGACCAUAAUGUAAGCUUUCCACCCUUCUCAUUCUUUGUGAACUUUGUGAAAGGCCAGGCCAAAGCGAGGAAUGACCCGAGUUAUACCACAGCUUACAACCCACCUUUCAACCCUACAGUCAGUUACAAAAAAGGAAAGCCCACAAGUAACUACAGCCAAAGACAGUCCGUCACAGUACACAAGACAGAAGUGUCAGAGACAGACAAGACAAAAGAAACAAGAACAGACAUUCAAAGGGAAUGCCCCAUACAUCACAAACCACACCCACUGAGAAGAUGCAGGGGUUUUAGAACAAUGCUGCUGGAAGACAGGAAAAAGUUGCUCAAAGACAAUAACAUCUGCUAUCGCUGCCUUGCUUCUACCAGUCACCAAGCAAAGGACUGUAAGGCCACAAUAAAGUGUGACAAAUGUGACAGUGAGAGACAUCUAGCAGCUCUUCAUCCAGGCCCAGCACCGCCAACAUCCAAGCCUCCUUCACCACCGAAAGAGCACGGCGGGGAGCAAGAAGUUGCACAGGACACUGAUGUUACAGCCACAUGUACAGAGGUAUGUGGAAAUGGGAUUACUGGAAAGUCCUGCUCCAAGAUCUGUUUGGUGCAAGUCCACCCUAAAGGUGAGCCACACAAGACGAAAAAGAUGUAUGCAAUAAUAGACGAUCAAAGUAACCAGUCACUUGCAAAGACAGAGUUUUUCGACAUGUUUGCAAUACAAGGCACAACUAUCCCAUACAUGCUAAAAACCUGCUCUGGUGUGACUCAAGUUAGUGGCAGAAGAGCCUGCGACUAUGUUGUUCAGUCAUUCGAUGGUAAAAUGAGCUUUCCUCUCCCCAUGCUUAUAGAGUGCAAUGACAUCCCAAACAAUAGGGAUGAGAUACCCACUACAGAAGCUGCUUCACACCAUCCUCACCUGAAAGCCAUAGCUGGUGAGAUACCGCCCCUCGACCCACAUGCUGACAUCCUGCUGCUGAUUGGACGUAAUCUUCUAAGGGUCCACAAGGUCAGAAAACAAAUAUGUGGCAAGCACAAUGACCCAUUCGCACAGAAGUUUGACCUAGGCUGGGUCAUCAUCGGGGAUGUAUGUCUGGGUAGCGCCCACAAGCCAAGGGAAGUAAAUACUCUCAAGACACAUGUGCUAGACAAUGGUCGCCCAAGCUAUCUCACUCCCUGCAACAGUCGCUUCAGCGUAAAAGAGAGCUUCGCACUGAGCCAGUACAAAGCCAUUUCCAAUCCGCUGCCACCUCCAAGCCUACGAGCAAAGCCCACAGAUGAGAACUUAGGAGAGACUGUUUUUAACCAAACGAAUGAAGACAACCGCCUUGCACACUCAGCUGAAGACCUCAUCUUUCUGGGAAGGACGGAGCAGAUCUUCAAAGAUGACACUAACAGCUGGGUUGCACCACUCCCGUUUAGAAACCCGAGAUGCCUUCUCCCAGACAACAGGUGCUACGCCCUUAAGCGCCUCGAGUCUCUCCGACGCACGCUUGACAAGAAGCCAGACAUGAAAAGACAUUUCAUUGAGUUCAUGCAGAAGAUGCUUGACAACAAACAUGCUGAGCUUGCACCACCUCGGACCAAAAACAAAGAGACCUGGUAUCUUCCCACCUUUGGUGUCUACCACCCACAGAAACCUGAGAAGAUCCGUGUGGUGUUCGACUCCAGUGCUCAGUUUGAUGGAGUGUCUCUCAAUGAUGUCCUGCUUUCUGGCCCUGAUCUUAACAACACACUUGUGGGUGUGCUCCUACGGUUCAGGAAGGAACCUGUCGCUAUCACAGCGGACAUCGAGCAGAUGUUUUACUGCUUUGUUGUCCAGGAGGGUCACAGGGACUACCUUCGCUUCCUGUGGUACGAAGACAACGACCUAACCAAAGAUGUUGUGGACUAUCACAUGAGGGUGCACGUCUUUGGUAACAGCCCCUCCCCGGCAGUGGCGAUCUAUGGGUUGAGAAUGGCAGCAAAAGAAGCAGAAGUUGAAUAUGGAUCCGACGCAUGUAACUUCAUCGAGCAAGACUUUUAUGUUGACGAUGCACUAAAGUCUUUCCCUACAGAAGCUGAGGCAAUUGACGUCCUACAGAGAGCCCAGAAAAUGCUUGCCCUUUCUAAUCUACGUCUCCACAAGAUAGCUUCCAACAAAGUGGAAGUGGUGAGCGCCUUCCCUCCUGAAGAUAGAGCAAAAGAGAUCAAAGACCUUGAUCUAACAACAGACCAUCUCCCAGUCCAACGCAGUUUGGGUGUGAUUUGGAACACCACAUCAGAUACAUUCACUUUUGACGUCCCACUAGAACAAUAGCCCUUC
Messenger RNA from Boleophthalmus pectinirostris (great blue-spotted mudskipper), 3772 nucleotides. RefSeq lists its product as uncharacterized. The record is from RefSeq and is a predicted model, not a curated record. The coding region runs from base 317 to 3766 and encodes 1149 amino acids. The transcript has 2 exons. Lineage: Eukaryota; Metazoa; Chordata; Actinopteri; Gobiiformes; Gobiidae.